CCUUCGGUCUGCAGCCAGCGCGCUUCAACUGACCGACGCGGCUCUCCAAGAAGCCUACUACAGGGGUCGAUCAGCACGAGAAAAGCCUUUCCCCCAAUCCAGAUCCACACGCGUCCUACAAACAUACAGCAGCCAUGAUGUUCGCGUGCUUCGGUCGCGCCGCGGCCGUCGCCGACGAGGCGGCGGCUCGAAAUGUUUCGAGCCGCCGCCGCCGUCACCGCCGGGGGAGAUUCCUCUUCGGUAGCAGCAAGGGCGAGAAGAAGUCGCCGUCGAAGACGUCGCCGGGGCGCCGGCAGGGGGAAGCGGUCUUCGAUCUCUACGGCAUGAUCGCCGCGGGGAAGCUCUCGUCGUCCUCGUCCUCCUCCUCUGCCCUGAGCACCGCGGCGUCUCUGGACUCGGCCUGCUCCUCCUCUUCGUCCUCGUCCUCGUCUUCCUGCUCCUCUUCGCGAUCCUCCUCUUCCUCGUCGUUGCUCAUGCUCGAAGCGACCGCUCAUCAGCUGCCGGCGAGUUAUUCCAAGGUGGCGCAGGCGAAGAGGACGCCGGCGGCGGGCGCGGCGGCGGUGCUGGUGUGCCUCCUCAUGAUGAUGUUCGGCGGCCGGCUCGCGGCGACGAUGCUCACCUCGGCGGCGCUCUGCUUCUUCCCGCGGCUGUGGCCUGCUGCCCCUGCCAGGGCCAUGGCGGCGGAAGGCGUGCUGUCGCCGCCAGAGCGCGACGCCGCCGCGGCGGCGGAGAGGGAAGAAGCGGGAGUGGUGAAGAGGAAGGCGGUUGCGGGUGUGUUCCUGCUGAGGAACCGCAACAAGUGAUUCGACUCGGAAUUCUGCUGAAGUUUGUUUUCUUCAUUGCUUUGCCCGCGUGGAAGGAAAGCACUGGAGUUCCUUUUUGUCCGAGAGUUUGUUUGUAAUUACAAAGUUCGGAUUCAAACUUGCACUACAAUGUUUCUAGGACGGUGAUAUUUUCCCCAAAAUGGUCUGUACUGCGAGCUCCCUUCGUAUAUAUCCACAAGCGAAGAGAAAAUUACAUUGGCAACUUGGCAUGCGGUUACACA
Molecule: messenger RNA, 1045 nt
Organism: Brachypodium distachyon (stiff brome)
Lineage: Eukaryota; Viridiplantae; Streptophyta; Magnoliopsida; Poales; Poaceae
Exons: 1
Coding region: 135-803 (222 amino acids)
Source: RefSeq, a predicted model, not a curated record